Messenger RNA from Porites lobata, 18357 nucleotides. The record is from the annotation of a GenBank genome assembly. NCBI's taxonomy places the organism in Eukaryota, Metazoa, Cnidaria, Anthozoa, Scleractinia, Poritidae.
AUGCUUGCUCUAAGAAGAGGAAAAUUCAGAGCCUUCCUGAAGCCAACGAAUUCGACUGUAAACAAAGGAUACGAUGGAAAUUCGUUCACAAACUCUCAUGAAUAUGAAAUCAGCUUGGAAAUUGCAGUAGGACCAAAAGGUUAGUUAGUUUGUUCUCUGACGUACAUGAAAAGGUAGUUUAAUUAAUGACUAAAUUAAAUGUUAUUCUUUCAAUAAGCUAGAGACAAAACAUUAGCUUAAGAUUCUGUUUAUUUAGUUGUAUUUUGAGUUUUAAGCGAUUCAAUUGGGCGUCAUUGUUUUUGACCUAUAAGGAUGAUCGUGUGUAAUCGUGCUACCAACAGCCUACGAAAAUUUGUUGAAACAUUGCCGUAUGAUCGUAGUCGAAGACAACAUUAAUUUUGCCAGAGCUGCUCUGGAUACGGUAAUCUAAUAACCAUUUAAUGACAAAGCAAAUCGCUGAAGUUUUGAAGCCUUAAGGCCUUCCAUCUCGGUUUAAAAUUCGUUAAUUUGAAUUAUUUUUCUCGUUUUUUAGGUGAAAUAAGUCGACAGGAUGUAGAAAUUACAGGAGGUAAUGACGAACAUUACAUACCUGGAAAUCCAGGAAUAUUCGUAUCCUGGAUAAAGCCUGGAAGUGACGCAGAUAAAGUCUUAAGACCCGGAUGUCAAAUAACAAAGGUAAGGCAAGAGGCGGGUAAGGUGAUCAUUUGGUUUGGCUGAUCUUCUGUGUCACAUGAUUGUGAAGGAUUGUGGGUCUUGUAUUGCUGCAGUUGCUGUUGACAUUCGGAUAUUUUGCACCGUACCCAGGUCUCCCACGCCCAAGAAAGGCACGAGUCGGAGUAAGGAGAAUGCCCGACCACAUUUCUUCUAGUCUCCAUGUGCGCGCAGACUUUAUAGCCACCAGGGACUCUAGGAGAGUUCCGGUAUUUACUGUGCCUAGAAAAGCUAUUUUAUGUUUGCAGUAUAUUCACAAACCAAGUGUUAGAUUUUGAUAGUAAUGUUUUAAAAGUAGGACUGGUUUGUGUGCGAGAGUUCUCGGUAGGAUCAUUAUUUUAGGAUAAGGCCUCCAGCCCGGCAUUGCCAAGUUACCGGGACGGCGAGAAACGGAUCCCAUGUCAUUGUUGUUGGAGAACCGCGUCGUAAAUGGAAGUCGUUCUGGGAUUAUUAGGUAGUAAGGAACUAACAACGAACCAUCCCUUCCUGUUCGGUCUUGAAGGGUCAUGCAAACAUGCCAGUUCAGGUCAGGUUUUAAUGUCAAAAUGGUACCUAUACCAUGAAUAACCAGCCCUCUACUAUUAUGUCAUUUGUCACCCUAUCCUUCCCUUUAAAGAUCGAUGAUGUUGAUGUGCGGAAUGUUUCCCGUCAGACGGCCCAAAAUCUGCUUCGUUUUGCCGAUCAGUACGCUGAGAUAGAUGCUUUAACAAUGCAAGGAGAUGAGGUGAGUGGCUGAUUCUCCAACACAGCGGCACCCUGUGUUGAAAUGCGAUUAAAAAGCCAAAAGAACAAUUAAAUCAAUUUAAUCAGUUAUGAAUUAGUUGUAAUGGACUGUAGGUGAGAACAAUAAUUCCCGCUCUCCAACAAGAUCAGGUUUUAUAACUUACAGUACAGGUAAUCGUCGCCUUUCUCCUCAUCACAUUUAUGUUUGAGUAAGCAGGCAGUGUUAUUAUAUGGCUGAAUCUGCAAGCGAGCAAGAUGAGCUGAAUCCUGCGUUCUGAUUAGCUACCCGAGCGGGCGAGAUGGGACCACCUUGCCCGCUCGGGAUUUCCCGCGCUGGUCCCGCAAGGAAGAAGUUCUCUCUCUGGCCAUAUAAUGAAUCCCUUAUUGACCGAGCUUGUUUGGUCAAGAUGGCUGAAUUAUGUCCAAAUUCUUUUUGGCGUUUUUAUUGACCUCGGUCCACUGUAGCCUGCGCGCAGACGAAAUUAAACUCUGGUUAACUCCGUCUGCGAAACAGCGCCGAAAUCCAUGUUCUGGACUUGCAGCUGUGUACCCAGAUUUGAGUACGCGCCACGAUUGGCCAGUUAAAAAAGGCCUUUGUUUUGUUUGUCGUGAUCGCCAAUCAGGUUGAAGGGGAAUUCGAAACGCACUUCCGGUAAUUCGUUGAGUCCGUUGGGGGUCCAGAACAAGGAUCUCUGCGCUGCUUCGCAGACGGUACUAAUCAGAGUUUAGUUAUCGUCUGCACGCAGGCUAGGUCCACUGAAAACUAAAAUAUACAGCCACUGUGACCUCACGCUUGAUCAAUAACGCAUAUAUCGGCCUAUGUAGGGGAUUCCGGAAACCGUGGGCUUUGGAAUCCGGAAUACAACUCAAGGAAUCUAGAAUCCCAUUAACGAUUGGAAUCCAGAAUCCAAGUUCCACAGACAAAACCAAUAGGAAGGAUCGAAGCACACAUUACCAACUCUGCGGUAUGGCCAGUAGAAUCCGGAACCAGUCCAAGGCGUGGACUAGGCAUAAUUCAAGACUAUCUUGGAUUUCCUCGCAUGGGGAGACAUAGACAUGUAUAUUUCAAUGAAAAAUCAGAUGCGAAUCAGUUUUUACGACUCUUUUCCAGGUAUCACAGGUGCCGUCAAAUUCUAAGAUGGUAACAUGGGGCGGAGUAAGCAUUGACUCCGAGGUAGACAACAACAGCGACUCAGGACGAGGAACUGAUAUUAUAGAGAAAGAAAAUAAACCUAACCUGGACGGAGGGGAAACGAUCAGCGUUAAAGUUCCUGUCGGAGCAACGGGUAGGGUAACUAACGGGAAGAACAGUGGUUUAGAGGAUUAUUAUAGGGACUUUAAGAUGCCACGACGGAGACGACAAUGGGAACGUCAAAAAAGCAAUAGGUUGAUCGAACAGGCAAAACAACGACUUUGCACGUGCAUCACGCUUUUUUGUACAUUUCACAUUUCUUUGCCGUCACCGCACGACUACGACGGGAAAAUGCUUAAUUUCACGUUUUAUGGAGGACGUAAUCAAGCGACGGCUUAGUUUUCUUUCUCCUUCUGACUUUGAAUAUGGUUCUUAGGAAUUCCGCUCAAAAAACGUUCGCCUGCAUUUGACAAAGUAGAUGAGUUGGAGUAAUCGCGAUUGAGAUCACUUUUCAAGCGACGUUUUCAUGGCCGUCGCCGUAGUGCUAUAACCUCCCUUAUAGCCGUGGUCCGGCGGCUAGUUCGUGUGAUGUGUUUUAGCAUCAUAUAUUGAUACAUGUAUCCUAUUGCUGCUUUUAAAAAGUCCAUUCUAUUUCUGUUAAUUUGUACAUCGGGCGCCGUUCCUCUUUGAUUUACUCUGAUUUUAUUUUUUUUAAUUUUCGAAUUUGUUUAAAAUACCGUAAAAUUUCGAAAAUAAGCCUCGGGGCUUACAUUUUUCAAAGGCCCUUUUUGGGGGGCUUUUUUUUUGGGGGGGGCUUAAAUUCGGAAAGGCUUACCUACGGAGGGAAAUUUGCGUUUCAAAAUCGACUUGGCUAGCCUUAUAGUUGGAAGUAAAUUUACCGUUUUUGCUUUCUUUUACUUUGUAUUUGAGGGCAGUUUUCCAAGUACAAGCCCCGGGGUGCUUAUAUUUGUAGGGGCGAUUUAACAGAGGAUUUUUUGUGUUACCGGUUUGGGGGCUUAUAUUUGGAGGGGUUAUACAUGGAGAGGCUUAUUUUCGGAAUUUUACGGUAAUUUCAUGAGGCAACCUGUUAGCACAGAUUUUAGGAGUGCUUAUUUGAAAAGCUCAGUCUUAGAGAACGUGUUCAGCUAUACGGCUCAUUCAUUUUCGGCCAUUUGCCGCUAAGUACAACAGCGAUGCGUUUAAUAUUAAAUAACAGCGAAAAGCAAAUCGCUUACUCAGCACUCCCUUGUUCAUUCUUGUUAAAAAAAUGGUGAAAUGCUCCUCAACGCGCACUAGCUGAGUAUUCCUUUUUUCCCCUCCCACAUGCAGGAAAGCUUGUACCUCUUAACUUUGAAAUACAAGGUGGUCAGGAUGAAGGUGCAACAGGUGGUUCCUCUGGAAUCGUAAUUAAAGAAAUUAAAGACGGUAGCUUACUGGACAUGUACAAUGUCCGAGUUGGGGACUAUAUCCUCAAGGUAGGCCGGUUUAUAAUUAUGGAUAAAAAGACUGGUACAAAUGUAGACAGUUUUACACGGACAUACUAACUAAACAGUCCAUCACUCUGAAAACCUGAAAACGGGGGCUAGUUUCUAAGGAAGCUGUGGAAUUGCAUCGGUGGAAGGGGGGGAGGGGGUAGGGGAGGUUAUGUGUGUUUGCCUACGCCCCACCUGGAAAUCAGCUUUUGUUAUGUGUGAAAAUAAAUUUGUUGUUUUGAUUUGAUUUGAUUUUACUUAACACUGCCUCGCGAGGAAAUAUUUUAUCCGAUAAACUUUUUAAUUUACUUAAAAGUGAAAGUGACGCAACUACUCAACUCUAAUUCCCCUAUAAUCAUUUCUCGCGCCCCGUGACAAGGAAUCCGCGAAAUUUUUGCUUGUUGAACUUCGGAGUGCUGGGCUUUGGCAUCCGGAAUUCAGCUCAAGGAAUCCUGAAUCCCGCUAACGAUUAAAGUCCAGAAUCCAAGUUCCACUGAAAAAGAAUCCGGAAUCCAGUUCCUUAAAUCCAAUCCACGGCGUGGAAUCCAGAAUCCAAGUCCGCCUUAGAUUUCCUUAUAUGGGGUGAUACGGGGCGCGCUUACAUCUACGAUAUUUUUACCUGUCAGUGGGUCAGUGGAGAGGCGGUGGGGGGGGGUGCAACCCAUGUCCACUUUUGAUACCACUCUGUUAAAACACCAAAAAAGUUCGCAACCAUUAGAAAAAGAUUUACUUUCUCCUCAGGUAAACGGAUUUGACGUGACAGAUGUCCCGCAACAAAUGUUUUUCGAUUUGCUACGCGCAGCGGAAAAAGUUGCCAAGAUCCAAAUCUUGAAGAUACCUGUUUCAAAGGUUUGAUGUAGUUGUUGUUGUUGUUGUUCAUUCCUUAAUUUUUCAUCACUGACGUUCAGAUCACGAGGUAUCUCAUAACUGUGGUGAAAUCUAUUUCGCCUUUUUCUGUCGAGUUCACCGGUAAUGCAGUGGCAUCAUAUUUCGUAAGCACAGUAAAUGAUCUAAUGGACGCCUUUCUCAAAUAAACGCAUUUUGUCUAACAAAUGCCCCUCUUACGCCUUUAAGUGUGUAUUAAAGGCGCCCCUCUCUACCCCCUGAACGCCCCUGUAUAAUAGACGCCCUCCGUGAUAGUACUUCAGUCAGUCUAGGUAUUAGCGAAAAGGAGAAAAACCAUUCAAUUUAUUUAAGUAUCUUUUUUGAUUAGCAAGAGUUUGCGCAUUGUAUCUCGUUCAACGUAAACGCGAAAGUAAGGAUUCUAUCAUCGAAAGUUGAGGAUUAAAAAACACAUUUGAUCUAUACGGCGUCGUCGUAACAAUGGACGGACUCAGCAACUCUGCUAUUUAUAUAUAGUGUGGUGAUAUAUUCGCUGAAUGCAUUUCAGUUUUUUGGAAUUUGUUACAGUUAUGAGAAUAACGCUCUCUCUUUUAAACGUCACCUAUUAAACGACCCCUCUCUGGCUCCCAAAAUUAGACGGCCUGGUCGUUUAUUAGAUUAUUUACAGUAUAAGACAAAGGAAUCAUACUUUUCGUCUAUUCCGCUCAAGUGAACAUGUAUGAUAUAUAUGCUGUUGUACGUUACUGUAUUUAUUUCUUUGACACUGAUGUCGAUCAGGUGUGAAAUAUAGCUGAUUCACUUAGUAUGAAUAUUCACUGCUGUCUAAAUUGCAGUAUUUACGUCUUCUUGUGAAACUCAUGCGAAAAUAUGACUGAUUCACUGUGCAUAAAUCAGGUUUUGGUUUAGAUUCUCUGACAAUGAACCAGGGCUUCUUUCUUCCGUUUUCGUUUUUGGCAGUGAAGUGGGAAAAAGGAGAAGCAAAUGCCAAAAAAAAAGUCAAAACAAAAAAAGGAGAUCGUCAGGGCAAAAGAUUAACUGAUAUUUGGUUUUACAAAGUCUUUUUAAGCUUUUUGUCAUUUAUAAAUUUUUUGUUUGUCUCACUGUUACUUUUUUUGUUUAUUUGUCUCAGUCUUCUUUUGUUUAUUUGUUUCAGGACAAGACAGAAGUUCGAGUAUUUGAGGUUGAAAACGCAGGAGAAAACGAAAAAAUUGUUGAAAUUUCAACGGGUCCAAAAGGUAGCAAAAAAUAUUUAACAUGCUUUAUGCUUAUUUUACGGGAGUUUGUUGGUUGCUGAGGGCGGUGCAAGCAUGCACCAAAAUAACGUAUAACAAUUCACAAUAAGCUUGAAAAAUACACGCAACUACAGAAUACAACACAAUAUCAAACCAGCCUCCUCCUCAGGCGCUUCGUUUUUUGCAUGGCAGAGGCGAGCGCGAAACGCGAGUGACUGGUGAUGAACCGCAAGGGACCAUGGGAAGCGUACUCCUUCCCGCCUUCCUUUGCGCAGACAUCGAAGAGAGACGUCUGGGUACGAGGCAGAUAUCAAACAAUGUUUCCCCUAACACCAAACACACUGUUUUCAUUACUGUCGCAGCCUGUGUCUAUGACGUUCUGUCUUGUGCUCACUUUAUCAAAGAACUUGCCAGGUCAAUUCAAAGGGCUCACCCACUGGGAUAAGAGUACUUUAAGGUCCUGACUCUUUUUAAGGCCUUUUAAUUAACGUCUCAUAAGUCUUUAUUUUGUUGACCUAACUCUUAACGGUUUUAAAAUUCCUGUGCCACAACAAAAAAGGAGGCCUUAUGUUAACAGACCUGUACGCUGUCUCAUAAUUAAUUGUUGUACAUGGACAAAAGUAGUGAACAAACCAGUCUCACUCGUGAGUGAGACACUCUCAAAACAUGUAGGUAAAACAUUAAAAUGAAUCAGGAUGAAUGAAAAAAGUAUGCGAUGAAGUAAGCGAUGAAUUCGGAAGAAAAAAACCUAAUGAACGGUCUUUCGUAGGACGACUUGGUAAACUUGGUUUGAAGAUCAACGGCGGUCGAGAUAGACCAUGUGUUCCUGGUGACCCGGGGAUUUUUAUUACAACGGUCAAAAGAGGAAGUGUGUUCGACAAGGUCUUGGGGCCUGGGGACAAGAUUUUAAAGGUACCGGUUGUUUCAGCACGCGUGCUAGGAGUCUAUCAGUAUUAAUGGACUUAGAGACAAAGGGAGCCGAAGCAGCAAAACCCCACCAUUCGCAUGACCAUUCUCAGUCGUUACCCUUCGUACACCAUAUAAUGACCAAUUCCCGCUUCAGAACGAGUUGAGGAAAACACCAGCUACUACUGGCCAUUUUUUGAAUUACUUUGACUGCCGAGCGCGUUAUUUGCUUGAACAUUGCUUUAUCCAAGAAGCGACUGCUGUUGUCGGCUCCUGCUUGUCCUCCUAAUUACGAUCACAAUCAAUCAGUGACUUUGCGCAACUUCGAAAUACAGGACACGACCUUAGCCUGAUAGAGUUUAAACUGAGGUUCUUUUGUUGACAGAUUGAUGGUACAAACGUUAGUAACGUUCCAUUGAGGUUUGCUUUGGAUCGUAUCCGAGCCGCAGAUAGAAGGGUGCGACUACACAUAAAGAAAGCAGAUCAUACUGAGGUUUGUUCUUCAAAAUACACCUCCUGACAUUUUACUUCAGUCAAAGAUAAAAAUUUCAAGACGUGUAAUAUUUGAGCAGUGUCAGUUCAAGACUGCCCUCAGAGUCGAGAAGGGAGAGACCCCGAGAUGUUCGUCUUCUUACUUAGGGAUGUAAAUUGCAGGUGUUAUUGGUCUCUGUUAGGGUUUUAGGGACAGACCGAAAGAAUCGUUAAAGCCUUGUGCGUGAAAUAUCUAUCUAUUUUAAAAUCAACACAGUGCAUACUGUAUAUGCUGCCAUCUGUUGAUCAGCAGUGCUUAGCCUGAGUAUCACUGAGGCCUUCCUAAGGGGCUAGGGGAGAGGCGUUUUUAGCUCUCUCCCUUUUACGCUUCUCUCCUUUCCCUUUUCUCUCAGGCUAAGCAGUGCUCAGCAAUACUUAACCAGCGGUGAGGGACAGGCCUGGGUCCAAACCUUCCGCUCCACUUGCCUUGCAUUACUGGCUCCGGCAUCUUUUUUUCUUGGCUUCCUUCCUUUAGCACUUUUUCGAUUGCGAAAUAUUACGCCUUGUUGGGUAAUUUCCCCCCUAAUUCUCCCUUUUCCCACCUUUUUCGAACUCCCACCCCCGCCAGUUUCUCUCCCGUCUCCCGAACCCCUCCUGUCCCUUAUUCUUCCAGGCUCUCACUAUGUCCUCUACCACUGUUAAUUUUUUUUUUUCACUCUGUAGCAUGACAGUUCUGAGAGAGAUCGUGCAAGAAGAGCAUGGAGAGCCGCAAGAUCCUUCUCUGAUGAACAGUUAGAAGGUCGGCCUACUAUUCUAGUCGUCAAUAAAUAUUUUUGAAUAGCUAAAUCCAUUCAUAUUACCUAAUAAAUCGCGGAAAGCUUAUCUACGUACCCAAAACCACUGAAGAAAGGGAUAAGGCGCACUACUAUUAAUAAUUAAGUUUGCGAUUUAUUCUUUUACAAAGGAAUAUAAAGUGACUGUCGCAAACAAAUCCUACUAGGGAUCCUCUUACAAGUUUGCACAAGGUUUGCGUGUCCCCUGUAAUCUAUGUAAACAGGCAUCAGUAUAAGUUGGGAUCUACCUAUUGGUUCAUGGGAGGUUGGAUCUAAGAUGAGUUUCUCCUAUUUUGAUGUGACACUAGACGGUCAAAAAUCUUUGUCUAAAUAUACGAAAAAGUUUCAACAAACUGACGCCAACCCUACCAAGAGCUCUCGUCAAAAGUAAUUUCUUCAUGAAUCAGAAGUGUUACUUAAACUUAUACAAUUUUUUUUGUCAGAAUUCAAACUAGCAUUCUCGGUAUACGACAGAUCAGGAAGCGGAAGAAUAAAUCAAAAACAAAUGACGGAGCUUUGCCGCUCACUUGGACACAAUAUCACAGCAACAGACAAAGACGUCAUCGACACUGAAUUCAAAUUAGGAGGUAAGUCCUUCAAAUUUGUCAGGUGUCUGCAGCUGCGUCCGCAAUCCCAAUAAUGUGGGAAAAAAAACAGUGAGAGGGGUGGGUAAAGAGGACGAAAGAAGUUCUCUCCUCCCCUCUUCCGCCUUUUUUCCAGCACUCCAUUUCGUGCCCUUCUUCACUUCACACCUGAAACACUGAGACUUAACGCUCAUCAGAGGUGUAACCCUUGCCAACGAAUGAGGUGUACGUUCAAUCAGCGAGUCAGAAAGUGCAAACAAAGUGUUUUAUGUGAAGUAUUUUUAAAGCGACACAACUCCUAUUGCGCUGGCACAGUAAUGCCGACUCGAAGCAAUACUCUUCAAGGAUAGGUUUUGCAAAGGCUAUUUUUCACAUGUUGGGCAGGUAACGACACACUGUAUUUUACCAAAAAGUGCAUUUUGGAAAUCUCUCAAAUAUUUUCUUUAUCAUCAAUUACUUUAAACCGGUGAUGAGGACGGGUGGUCUAGAAAAAUCGAAAGUUAACCACAACUGUUCUUUUCAUUAUGAAUAGGGGAGAGCAAAAUCUCUUUCCUGGAUUUUGUUCAAUUAAUGACGAGAAUUACAACAUCAAAGCAGAGCGAUUCAGACUUGGUGAACGCGUUUGAGGUGUUCGAUAGAGAGUUAAAGGGAUUCUUUAGACUUCACGAACUUGAGCAUGCUUUAAAAGAAAUGCCUGGUGGAAAGAACUUGGAAGAAAGUGAAAUAGCAGACAUUCUUGCAUUUGCAGACCCCGAUGGAGAUGGCAACGUCAGCUUUCAAGGUUUGUGGUAAAUUGCUGAUCAGGGGUAAAUUUGAUAAAACUUUAACACUUGUAAAUUACAUUUGUAAAAGUUUUAUUAAAUUGACCCCAGAAUGAGGAUUUUCAAGAGAGGAUGAGGGACGGAGGAGUGCGCCUUCUUCAUGAUUUUUCUUUUUUUAUCAUACGGCUAUUGUUUAUCGCUCAAACUGUGACGAUUUGCAGUGCAUAAUCUGACUAGUCCCCAGUCUUCUCUCAGUCUUCUACAAAUAUAAACGAGAUGGACGCGUUCAAGGGUAGCGCUAAGGAUUUUUCCAUCACACCUCCUUCUACUUUUCGAGCACACUUCUGGCGUUCCAAUCCGUCCCCCAUGUGUGAUUUCCGCAUCCAAGAAAUGGAGACGUUCAAGGGGACUAGUCGGUGCUUAGUAUUUGAACUGCAGAGUACCCGAGUCGAAAACAAUUACUCCUUGCAGAGCCAGCUAAUUAUAAUUGAACCUAUAUACAAAAACAACAACGGGUUAAAAAUAGGAAUGGGAUGAUCUAGGUUCAAUCACAGCUAAGCCACUGUUUUGUAUAAUGAGCCGCUUCCCUGCAACUGGACACGAAGUCGCCAGAGCGGCGAAAUCGAGUUAAGGCCCAGCCUACAACGCAACAGGAAAGGGAUGCUGGGAAAGACAUCACAACUACCUUGCGCUACUCUCGAUAAUCCAGUCAAGAUAGUGAGACCAAAUUAGAGACAAAUGGGUUUUCUUGACAGGCAGGUUUUCUUGUAAACAAAUUUUUCUUGCUUGCAGAAUUCCAAGACCUCGUUUUGCCCAUCUUCAACUUGUACUGAUCCUUCAGGAUUCUGGGGAAAAGAUCAUGCACUGAUUACUCUUACAACCCCAUUCAUCACCGGAGUGCACCAACCUCGUCCCCAGUGCCUCUCUUAUUUUUGUCCUCUAGAGCUGAGAGACAUAGAUGGAGGGUUUCUCUCUUGUUCCAAGGGAAGGAAAGAAGCCACGAGGAUGGAGCAGUGUUGUUACUCAGGAAAAAAAGCAGUGUUCUUUUUGGCCAAGGCUCUAGGAGUCGUUCUGAGGGACUAAGCAAAAACAUGGCGGUUAAAUACGGAGGAAUUCACCCCCUCUGCAAAAGUGAAGAUUAGUCCCAUUUCUGAAACUACAAUUGAAGUUUGGAACAUCACACACUUGUAGUGUUGACCUUCAUGCCGUCUCGUCAAGCGAUCCCAAGAAGCUUUUUGAUCGCAUAUUGUACCCGGUUUUUCACUCGUUUAGAACAUGGCGUAUACUACUGUGAUCUAAUACGUCAUCAAAGAGGUGGAUCGGCAAAUCCAGCAGUAACGCCCGCAAUAACGACAUCGGUGUUAUUUGAGACAACAUUUUUUGUCAGGAAACAAAUGUUCCUCGAUUCUGAAAGGACAAUCCUUGAUAGUGCAUCCCUGAAUUUAAAAGUAGAUUUUACUGAGUUUCACAGUCAUGCGCAGAACGUAUAACUGCAUGAAAUUUGGUAAGCGUAAAGUAGGAUUGCCGCUCAUGUGUUUUCUCCGCAAUUUUGCGGUUCUUUCUUCAACGCUAUCCCGUCGUAAACGUCCCUUCUUAACCGCCAUGUUAGUCGAAUCGGAAAGGUCUGCCCAUACCCCACCCCUAAUCUAGCAUUCUGCCUUAAAAGAGGACAUGGUGUUAUCGUUAGGGGGUCAGGGAAGGGAAGGUGGGGAGUUUUCCCGAAUCUUAACCUCAUAAACAAAAUGCAGAUUGGUGGCGAAAUCAACGACUUAAUAGCUCGUUAAUGAAACUUCGAAAUUUUACAGCGUUUAUAUACCUUUUACCUUACUUUUAAAGUAAUUUUUAUAACCAUAUUUAUUUUUAUGCAAAUAAAAUUAUUUUUUUGAAGGCACAGUGGAGCAACUUUUCUUGACAAUUUGCUUUUUGUUAGACAGGAGUCAUUCCCCUUAGCUGACAAACAUACGUCCCAUUCAGAACUCGUUGAAAUUACCGGCCUCUUUAGAUUGUCUUUGCUGGCCCUGGGGCAGGGCAUUUGACUGAUCUUGUUCUCCCAGCGGAGGGGAUAUUUGAAUCUUUCUUCGCCCGACGUGGAGAUAUUUGACUGCCGACUCAGACGAAAAAGACUGAGACCGAACAUAUGUUUCCCACUUCCACACUUUACGCAUGCGCCGUACGGUCUGGAAAGAUGUGAAAUCAUGGAGGCCAACGAGAACAAGCGAAAGCUGAGUGUUUUUCACUGUUUUGUCUCCAAAAUUCGUUUGUUUUAGCGUGUUUUUGAUCAAUUGAACCUCUUAAGAUGCUGUGGUAUCAAAGUAAACGGAAGUAAAGAGAAACCAAGUCGAUUUUUGCAAGUACAAUUGAUCAGUGUAUGGCUCAUUCGCUACAAUUACUGUAAGCUUAUAAAAUUGACUUUCUUCAUACCCUUUACUAAGAACAGUAUAUUAAAACUUACAAAAUGUAGACUUUCUCCAAAAGGUUUCUGUAUUCAACGCAAUAUGUAACACGGAUUGUGGUUAAAACGUAUAAUUGCAGCUGCAACGGAACAUGUAUCUUCGGUGAUGCAGCAACGUAAUAUAGAUAAAGAUUGCAGAGUUUUAUUUGGAGAUAUUUUUAUUGUGCCUUUCUUGGGUUCUGCUUUGGGAUAUUUGACAGCAAUGUGCAGCCAGGGGUAGGGAAAUUUGGUUGUAAUUGACUGGAAUGAUUUCCCCGUGGGCAGGGAAUUUGACUGCAAAUGCCUAUGCCCUCCACCCCCCGCCGGUUUGAUACUGAUAGGUGCAUAAUUGUUUCUGUUAAUCAUACUCUCCAGUGUAAACAUUCCAAUGUUUAUGCUCGUUGUCUGGAAGCUUCAAAGCAAAGAGUUUUGGAUCAUGGUAAGUGAAAAACAUCGAAAACACUUCAGUCCCUAACACAAAGCCCCAUCUCGCAUUGGAAUCGCUAAAUUAAGAACAGCUUCCUACUCCUCUGUAUUCGUGAAGAUGCGUUAGUACUGAAUUCCGUUCCAUGCCUGAGUCAACAGCUCUGCAUUGCGUAUAAUUGUUUAAAUUCACGUAGUUUUAUGCCAUCAUCAUAAAGCCACACUCGCUUUUAUCCUUGGCGUAUUGUAAUGAGCCGUUAUACUUGGGGAAAAAAAGGUGUACGUCAACCCACGUACAGCGCACCUCUCCAUAGGUCAUUGCGUGCGUAUCAGUUGCUUUGCUUUGUAGACUUUGUAUUCAUGAAACCUGACAGAGUUGCUAGACGUUUUGGAUCCCAAUUUCGGCACUUCAUAAAAGUUGUUUUUUAAAAAAUUGGUAAUUUUUUUUAUAACCAACCCAGUCUUUCGAACUCAUUCAAAAAAGGGAAAAUAGAAUCCGUAGCUUAAUGGACUACACGGCCAAAAUCCCGGGGGUACUCCCUUAUAUAAGCUAUAUAGGUAUGUGCUGCCCCAUCGGUUAGGAUUUUUGCGCCUUUUUGAUCCGAAAACAGGUAUAGAUUUUGCCCAUUUUGGUCUGGAAUGGGGGAUCGUUUUCGAGGGAACUACGGGAGUGUAUGAACGUAUUUUAUUUUAUCGUUUCAAUUCCAAAUGAGUAAGAAAGAGAGAGAAAUAUGCAAAUUCUAAAUGGAUUUGAAGCAUUUUUUGUUUCCGCUCUAAUCUUAGUAAUAAUGACAUAAUUUCUGCCUUUAUACUACUACGUGAGAAAUUUCUGCAAUUUGAUUGGCUUAGAGCAGUGGUAUUUCAACUUAAUUUGAAAUACCUACAUGUGACAAUUUUGUUCGUAAUAUUUGGAAUAAAUACCACGAGUGAUAUUUCAAAAUUGUCUCAAAUUUCACUCGCCUAACGGCUCGUGAAAUUACGUAUAACAAUUUUGAAAUAUCACGCGUGGUAUUUAUGCCAAAUAUCACUACAAAUCAUACUAUUACCUAUACAAAGGCCAGAUCUGAAAACGGGUAUGGAUUUUAGAGGUCUGGUCUGAAAACGGGUGUGAAAAAUGACAUUUUUUGGUCUGAAAUACGGUCAGGAUUUGAAGAACCGGGCGCCACACUCCCACCAAGAAUUCCCAGGAGUACCCACCCCGGGGACAAAAUGUGGUGACCGUCCUCUUUUCACCAUUGUUGUUGCAUUAAUUAAUGCCUGUGUUUCUUAUCCUGUGUAAAUUUGACGGAAAAGGGGUGAAGAUAACACACAGUUAACAUGACCCACAAAGAGCCUUUUUAAAAUAUUAGGAUGGGUGGAAUAAUGCAUGCCUGUUCUCUACCAGCUAAUUGCUUCUUUGCAUAUGAGUUCUUGUACCCACGACUUGACCGAAUCAACCCAUGUAAGGGAAUGCAAGACAGUCUUGAAUUCUAGAUUCCACGCCAUGAAUUCCGGAAUUCCAGAUACCGGAUUCGAGGUCGUUGUCCGUGGAACUUGGAUUCGGGUUAUAAUGGUUAACAGUAUUCUGAAUUCCUUGAGCUAAAUUCCGAAUUCCAAAGUCCUGGAUUCAGGAUUCCACAGGCAAACAUUUCUCGGAUUCCUGAUGCCAAAAGGAAAAAUUUCCUGGAUUCCAGAAUCCGGAUUCCCUUACGUACUUGGGGGGAAGCUAUAGCAAACCCUGCCAUUGAUUGGCGUGUCAAUUAAUAGAAAUUACUAGCGACUUGAUUUUCCUACCUACUUUUCGCCGAUAAUAUUCUUUUAUUUAUACCGAUUAUAGUCCAAACCAAUUCCAGAAGGCACAAAAUAUGCAAAAAUUGCCGCAGAGCAAGAAUGUUUUGCAAACUAAUAACCCAAGCAACAAUAUUACUCUGAACAAGCAACUGGACCCAAAAGGCCAACCGUUGAAUGUUGUUACCCGCGGACUUUUUCGACAGCUGUCUUCCAUCAAAAAGCUCUUCCCUUCAUUUAAGAAAGAAUCUGAUUACUUGACGGUGGAACUUCCCAAACGACUUGAAGGUAAUUAGAUGAUAAUAUUUACUCAUUUCUUGGUUUUAGAGUCUAAGUGAAAGCAAGAAUUUAUGUGUAAUAAAGUAACCAUUCGUCCCAUGCAAGUUAAUCCAAAUCUGGUUUUCACGAUGUAGAUUCGGAAUUGCAGGUCUUGGAUUCUGGAUUCAUCGCCAGUGGAACUUGGAUUGGCCGGAUUACAGUUGUUAGCGGAAUUCCAGAUUCCUUGAGCUGAUUUCCUGAUAUCCAUAGCCCAGGAUUCAGGGAGUUCCACGAGCAAAAAUUCGCCGGAUCCUAAAAUGCGGAUUGGAUUACCUUACACUGGGGCGAAACCAUACUGCAUGAGGCACACAAUAAACAAUACACACUCGUAAUCGUGAUUUUCAACAAGAACUUUAUUCCUUUAAGCAUUGUGGGUAAUGACAGCUUCCUUAGAGGGUACUCUCUGUAAUACACCAUGAUCUUUUGGUAAAGCAAAUGAUUUUGUUUGUCCAUUGGCAGAUCAUGCAGCAGAUCUGGGUUUCACUUUACACGGUGGAAACGAUAACCCUCGCUUUCCUGGUGAUCCGGGUAUUUUUAUCAAGCACGUUGUAUCUGGGAGUUCUGCAGAUAGAAUGCUGAGGCCCGGGGAUAGAGUAUUGUCAGUAAGUUCAAACUCUGUGUAACGCGCUUUAGGUGACUUCCAGAGACACGCUGACUCGAAAAACACUCCUGGAAUAGAUAGUUGUCAAAACCUUAAAUGGAACUAACCCUCACUUUCGCAAUUCGGACGGGUUUAAAUGAUCCUUUAUUUAAAUUGCGAGUAAAAUUACUUAGAAUGAAACAACAAAGAUAUUCAUACAUUUUUUCCCCUGAGAUUGCUGCAAGAGAGGUUAGAAGUAGUUUUAUAUAAACAAAUCAAAAUUACCAACAAGAUCAAAAACUCGUCUCAGUAACCCGUACAAGCUCUACAUGAGCAAAAUUUUAUUACUAAAAAGAUCUGUUAUGUUGGUAAACUAAAGCUACCCUCUUAACUAAAUUCAGGGAUGUUUCUUUUUGUUUUCUGUAGAUAAACGGAAUUAACGUUAGUAACGUUCCAGUGAAAUAUGCACGUCAAACAGUGAGAAAAGCCAAAAAUGUUGUGAGACUUGAAAUCAGGAAAGCACCAAAAAGACAGGUGAGGUCGAUUUAAAACCGCUUACAACACUGCUCCUGCUUGUAACGACCAAUGUUCACACCUAGGCAGAGUUGUUCGAAUCCCCGUCAGCGAUUAUGCUGGAUAAACUACGAACAGGACAUAUGAGUUGUCAUGACAACUAGCUCUAGAUUUUAGCCGAUCGCCUUUAGAACAAGUCGACUCUACUUUCAGCUGUGAAGCAGACUAAGUCGGCCAUGAACUGAUUUAAUCUGGUCAAAGAUUUUCAGUUUUAAUUUAAAAAAGGGACAUAGUGAAAUAGACAAAGAAUGACCCUACUACGUGCAAGUGGAUGUUCCCGGGCAUUCUCCCCUUUUAUGCGAGGCUUUUUUCACGUGGUGCCUACCCGUAUGGGUAUUAACUCCCAUACGGCAGUCACUGAGAAGAUAAAAAGGCUGGUAUGCGUGACAGCUAAAUCUUGCCUGCCGUGGCUAAAUAACUAACAGAAAACCAUGAGCAGACUUUCUGAAUAGAAACAGAUUCUUUCUAUUUUCUUUCCAAUGGCAGCAAAGAAUAAACGAAGCCAUUAAAAAAGAAUACCAACUAGAGAAUCCAGUGUUCUGUAACGAGCAAAUUGAAGGUAAAAAUAAUUAAUGCUUUGUUUAUCGUGGAAGUGCACUUAGCUGCUCUUAUUAGUUUAUAAAUAAGGCACUUUUUGUUUUUUGUUUAUAACGAACCAUUUCUUCACUCAGCAAAUCCAUUCAGUCUAUGGUCCUUCGGGUUAUAUACCGGGGGGGGGGAGUUCUCAACAAAUGUUUAUACGGGGUGGCUUUGCCCCGAGGUUCAACCUCUUACCCUUUUAUAUACCAUUUUUCACGAAAAAAGUACCCAUUUCGUAUACUUUCUAAAUCUAUUAACAAAUGGUACCCCUUUCACAUACCUUGUUAAUAACUUUGCAUUCCUUUUAACUGCUGCAAUUGCACUGUCUUUUAGGAAUCAAUGAUAUUAACAGAACGUUUUCUCGACUUUUUUUCCCGCCUCCUCUCAAACUGUCCCCCGCUCCCUAAGUAGAUUUGACACUUCUCCAAGAUGGUCGCCUGUAACGCACUGCGCUCCAUCUCGACAAUCUUAGGGAAAAAUAGAAAAUUGUUAUAAACAAUUAUUGGAUGAGGUUUUUGUGAUAUCAAGAAUAAUCAAGGUCGAGGUAGGGGUUAUCAGCCGAAGCCGAAGGCUGAGGCUGAUAACCCUUACCGAGACCUUGAUUAUUCUGGAUAUCAAAAAAACCGAAUCUAAUAAUUGUUUUAUUAUACAUUGAACGAAUUCUUUCCAUGUUUCUCGCCUCGACAUAAAAUGUUUUCAAAGUUUGUGCCAACUCUUUUUUUUUCUCAGGUUCUCUAAGUUUUUUCUCUUUCACGUAUUCAGAAAACAGCUCCUUUGCCACCUUUGUCGACUUUUUUGUGUUUUCAGAGUCCUUGUCUUCAACUAUUUUUCGAUGUCUUGCUCAGUCAACGAAGCAAACCUGGAAGUCAUGUUUUUGCUUCUUCACUGACGGCAAGCAACACAAAGCGCGCGAACUUGACAUGAUUACCCUUCGAAAUCAUGCACUGCGGUCAUACAUGACAUGAUUACCCGUGACUUUGAGUGUCCUUGACAUGACUAUUGUAUAGGCGCUGAUUUUGAAAACCACUGAGCACUUUCGGCCAAUCAGAAAAGAGAAACAUUGUAGUGAGUUGAAUGUAUAAUAAACAGUCUUAUUGCACACACGACUGCCGACAGUUUUUGUGUUCUAAAGCGUUACAGAAAGUAAAUGACCAAUCAAUACCACAAAUACCAAUGAAAGGGAUGGACGAAGUAUAACUGAAGGAUAUUACUUCUGUUUGAUGCUUUCUUUAACUGAUCGCCCUUUCGCUUUAUUCGCUGCACUCAGCAAAUUCUUAAAUGGUAACCUUGGUAUAACUCUUAUGAUUGACAGGAUUUGAAGACGCCUUCUCUGUGUUUGAUGCAAACGGCAAUGGCAAAAUCAAAGUGAGAGAAGUUUUCCCCCUCAUUCGCUCACUUGGUCACAAUCCUGUUGAGGCUGCAGUGUGGUGCUACUUGAACGAACUGGACCUAGCAGGUCAGCUGGAACAGUUUAUCUAUGGCCGGCCCUUCCCUUGCGAUUUGUGGGUAUGGGCGGGGAUAGGGGUUGGCGGUGGGUUAUUCUUUCUUCCUCUCCCCUAGACUUUACAAAUAAAAAACAGGUUGAAAAAGAAUAAAACGAAAGCAAUUCGAAGGACUCGAUAUUGGCCCACAAAUCUUCAAAACAGUCCUGUCUGUAGAUGUUCAACAGUUUUGAGAUGACGGAUAUUCGCCGUAUUCGCUUUAAUUGUUCUUUGUCCUUUUGUUUUUCAAUUGAAGGACAAAGAAAAAUAACUUUUGUGGAGUUCAUAAGAGUUAUGGAGUCUUUGAUAACAGAUGAAGAACGCAAGGAAAAUGGUUGCAUUGACGCUCUCCGGGUUUUUGACUCGGAUCAACGAGGUUAUAUUAGCUUGAACGAACUACAAGUGGCAUUAAGGAGCAUGCCGGGAAGUGCGCAGAUGAAAGAAUUUGAGUUGCGAGAUAUUUUACAUGAAGCUGAUCCUGAUGGAGACGGCAAAGUUAAAAUUCAGGGUGAGUGGAUUAGUCUUAUGAUCACGCUC